Molecule: messenger RNA, 349 nt
Organism: Symbiodinium necroappetens
Lineage: Eukaryota; Dinophyceae; Suessiales; Symbiodiniaceae
Source: the annotation of a GenBank genome assembly
GUUCGGCGUCGGCUUCUACAGCGCAUACCUCGUCUCGGACAAGGUCCGUGUCGUCAGCAAGCACAACGACGACGAGCAGUACAUCUGGGAGAGCGGCGCCGGCGGAUCCUUCACUGUGCAGAAGGACACUGAGCUGGUGCACGGCGAGAUCAAGCGUGGCACGAAGAUUAUCUGCUACCUCAAGGAAGACCAGUCCGAGUUCCUGGAGGAGCGACGCUUGAAGGACCUGGUGAAGAAGCACUCUGAGUUCAUCGGCUUCCCCAUCGAGCUGUACGUGGAGAAGUCCAAGGAGAAGGAGGUGACCGACUCCGAGGAGGAAGAGGAGGAGAAGAAGGACGAGAAAGAGGGU